Melozone crissalis (California towhee) is the source of this 6673-nucleotide messenger RNA. It is a transcript of the gene MYRF, whose product is annotated as myelin regulatory factor. The transcript is spliced from 28 exons. Gene Ontology annotation, molecular function: sequence-specific DNA binding; DNA-binding transcription factor activity. Bases 14 to 3418 code for a protein of 1134 amino acids. Gene Ontology annotation, biological process: central nervous system myelin maintenance; protein autoprocessing; positive regulation of DNA-templated transcription. Gene Ontology annotation, cellular component: endoplasmic reticulum membrane; nucleus. The record is from RefSeq and is a predicted model, not a curated record. NCBI's taxonomy places the organism in Eukaryota, Metazoa, Chordata, Aves, Passeriformes, Passerellidae.
GCAUGGCCCAGCCAUGGAGGUGGUGGACGAGACGGAGGCUCUGCAGCGCUUCUUUGAAGGCCACGACAUUAAUGGAGCUCUGGAACCAUCCAACAUCGACACCAGCAUCCUGGAAGAGUACAUCAGCAAGGAAGACUCUCCAGAGAUCUGCUUCCCUGAGAUCCCUGCUCCCGCCAGCUACACGCACCCCCAGCCCUCCAGCUCCGCCGGCAUCCCGGCACCUCCCGGCAGCUCCAUCGGCAGCGUGAGCAAUCCCUCUCCCAGCGCUGCCCUCCACCUCCCUGCGGCCGGCAGCCAGCUCCCCAUCCGCCAUGGGCCCCUCCUGGCCGCUCCCUGCGGAGCCGCCUACGGAGCGCACCUCAACUGCAACAACAACAACGGCAUGGUGGUGCCCAAGGGCUUCCUGCCUGGCCACUGCCUGAGCAGCGUGGUGCCUCCCAUCAAGUCAGAGCCCAAGGCCUCCUACGCACCUGGCACUUUGCCGGACUCUCCCCCGGAUUCCGGAUCGGAAGCCUACUCCCCUCAGCAGGUGAAUGAUCCUCACCUCCUCCGGACCAUGACUCCCGAAAAUAUGUGUCACAUGACUCCCCCUUCCCGCCUGGAGCAUCCUCCUCCUCCUCCACCUCCUCCUCCCCCCCCUCACCUCCAGGGUCCCCCUCCGCCGCCCCCGCCGCCCCCUCACCCCCUCCAGCCGCAGCACAAUUCCCACUUUCCCGGCCUGCAGCGGGAUAUGUUCCUGAAGGCCGAACCCCUGAUGCCUCCGUACAGCGUCGGGCCGGGAAUGGCGCCUGCCGAGCUGCACCAUGCCCAGCAAUCCCAGAUGCUGCACCAGCUCCUCCAGCAGCAUGGAGCCGACCUCCCGGUGCAUCCCGCCAAGAAGCGGAAACACUCUGAGUCGCCCCCCAACACCCUCAAUGCCCAGAUGCUCAACGGGCUGAUCAAGCAGGAGCCGGGAAUGGGAUCGGUGCCGCUCAACCCCGACCGCGUCCAGACCCCGCCGUGGCACCAGCCGGGAGCGCUCUCUCCAGGCCUGAUUCAGGAUAAUGACAGCCUGAACGGCUCCUACCUGGAUCCCAACUUCCAGUCCAUCAAGUGGCAGCCACACCAGCAGAACAAGUGGGCAACUCUGUAUGAUGCCAACUACAAGGAGCUCCCGAUGCUCACGUACCGCGUGGAUGCUGACAAGGGCUUCAACUUCUCCGUGGGGGACGACGCCUUCGUGUGCCAGAAGAAGAACCACUUCCAGGUCACCGUGUACAUCGGAAUGCUCGGCGACCCCAAGUACGUGAAGACCCCUGAGGGCCUGAAACCCUUGGAGUGCUUCUACCUGAAGCUGCAUGGAGUGAAGCUCGAGGCCUUGAACCAGUCCAUCAACAUCGAGCAGUCGCAGUCGGACCGCAGCAAACGGCCCUUCAACCCCGUCACGGUGAACCUCCCCCCAGAGCAGGUCACCAAGGUCACUGUGGGGCGGCUGCACUUCAGCGAGACCACGGCCAACAACAUGAGGAAAAAAGGCAAACCCAACCCGGACCAGAGGUACUUCAUGCUGGUGGUGGCCCUGCAGGCACACGCCCAGAACCAGAACUACACGCUGGCAGCCCACAUCUCCGAGCGGAUCAUCGUCCGGGCCUCCAACCCGGGGCAGUUUGAGAGUGACAGUGACGUGCUGUGGCAGCGGGCGCAGCUCCCGGACACCGUGUUCCACCACGGCCGCGUGGGGAUCAACACGGACCGCCCGGAUGAGGCCCUGGUGGUCCACGGCAACGUGAAGGUCAUGGGGUCCCUGAUGCACCCUUCGGAUGUCCGAGUGAAGGAGGACAUCCAGGAGGUGGACACCACGGAGCAGCUGAAGCGGAUCUCCAGGAUGAGGCUGGUGCACUACAACUACAAACCUGAGUUUGCAGCCACAGUGGGCAUUGACAGCACCUCUGAGACAGGUGUCAUCGCUCAGGAGGUGAAGGAGAUUCUGCCCGAAGCUGUGAAGGACACUGGGGACCUGGUCUUUUCCAAUGGGAAAACCCUGGAGAACUUCCUGGUGGUGAACAAGGAGCGGAUCUUCAUGGAGAACGUGGGAGCCGUGAAGGAGCUGUGCAAGCUCACGGAUAACCUGGAGACGCGCAUCGAUGAGCUGGAAAGGUGGAGCCACAAGCUGGCCAAGCUCAAGAGGCUGGACAGCAUGAAGUCAACUGUGAGCUCUGGAGCCUUCAGCCAAACUGGGAGCCAGUUCAGCCGGGCAGGAAGCGUGCCCCACAAAAAGAGACCCCACAAAGUCGCCAGCAAGUCUCCAUCGGUUGUCCCGGAGCAGGCCUGCAUCAGCCAGCGCUUCCUUCAGGGCACCAUCAUUGCCCUCGUCAUCAUCAUGGCAUUCAGCGUGGUGUCCAUGUCCACGCUCUACGUGCUGAGCCUGCGCAGCGAAGAGGAUCUCGUGGACAUCGAUGGCUCCUUUGCUGUACCCACUGCCUGUCUCCUGGCCCUCUUUCGGCAAGGGGGUCCCGGAAUUCCGGUCGCUCUGUGUCCACGGUCAAGCCAGAACAUUGACAAGACGCAGAUCGUGCGAUCCACGGCCACAUCCCAUGGGGCCAGCAGCAGGAUCCCCCCAGAGCACGUCCUGGAUGAGACACAUGGAGUAGCCCUUGGUGUUCCCGGUCGCGGUGUGCUGGCCUGUUUCAGCCCUCCCUGUUUUUCCACGUGCUGCUCCAUUGCUCCCACUGCCAUCUCCUCCACUGUCCCCUCGGAGACCAGCCCUGCCCACGCCACCAACCGGACAGGUGAGGGCCAGCCCAGAUUCCCAGGAAUGCUGGGACAUCUCCAAGACCAAAGCCAGCCCUCCCUCCUGCCGGUGACAAAUAUCAAAGCCAAAUCCAGGGGCAUCACCGGGAAAUCCACCUCCUACACCAAGUGGCCAAAGACUCCUGACAGCUCCCGGCAGCAGCGCAGCCUCCGGCAGCCGGUGAGCGAGCGGCCCCGCACGGAGCAGCCCGGCAUGGAUGGGCCGAGCCCGGUGCUGCAGUCCAUCCGGAUCCUGGAGAUCAACCUGGCCAUCCAUUCCCAGUACUGCGCCGCUGCCGAUGCCUGCAGGAGUGGGAAUUUCAGCUACCGCAUCCCUGUGAGCCAGCAGACAGCCGUGAACACCAACCUGACCCUGGAGAUGAACUCCUCCUCCACUGUGUCCAUCUCCCUUUGUGACCUUGUCUCCAGUGAUCCCUGCCAGGAUGCUGUGAGCAGGAACAGCUCCACUGACUCCAGAGAUGCACAGGACACCUCGCACCGCUGGCCCCUGGUGAUGCUGUCCUUCCGAGAGUUUUCCUACCACUUCCGAGUGGCGCAGCCGGGCCGAGCCGACUGCAGCACUUCCCUGGAGCAGCUGGGGCACCUCUUCACUGACUAUUACUUCCAGUUCUACUGGCUCUGUGAGUGAGUCCCGGCAGCACCAGUGCCCUCUGCUCGGAGACAGGAGGGGAACUGGUGCCACUGGGAGCCUCCCGAAUUCCCUGCUCCGCUGGCCCCCAGCCCCGCCUCAUCCCUGUGUCCUGCGGAAGCUCCGGAGCUGGAAUGGUGGUGGCUGGAGACACUGAAGCUCAGGACACACAGGACCUAAAAGCCACCACCAGCCCUGUGGUGGCUCCUGGGGGGACCUCGCACCGAUUCCCAGCAUCCCACACCCCUGUCCUUCCCUUAGGGGGAUGUUUGUGUCCUCCAUCGCUUCCCCCUCCCCUUCCAACACUGGAUUUGGAAGCAUCACACCGGACUGAGCGUGGACAGCUCUGCCACAUCUCAGAGGGGUGCUCCUUCCGUGGACAGGAGCCCCACCCGGUGCUCCCAGAUGUCCCACAUCAGUUCUUCACAACACUGGAAUUGCUUCAACACUGGAGCCCUUUCCAAGGGCCAAACGCUGGAGUUUGGCCUGGAAAGGAUGGCUGUGCCUGGACCUACUGGAAGUUCUACACUGGAGUUGCUGUUCCUUCUGCUUGGCCCAGGGCCACUUCCCACGGACUUCCCAGAGACUCGCGGACCUGCCAAUGGACACGUUCCUCUAGGAACAACCGGAGAAGGAGCAGCUUCAACGUCAUCCCCCCUCUUCUUUGUGCUCUUAAAUCCCAUAUCCAUGUGGGAUAUCCAGGUCUGGAUGGAUAAAACCCCCACUCAAGCUGUUGCUGAGGCCAUGCCACACCUAGGGACACUUGUCCCCAGGAUGGGGUGACAAAUGACCAGGACUUACCCACAUUCAGUGUGGUAGGAUCCGUUUUUGUCUGCUUGGAAGCGGCAUGUGCGGAGCUGCCUGGUCGGCUCUGGAGCCAGUGCCAACCUCUGCCCAGAUGUGCAGCACUGGCAAAGCCUGGAGUGCCCUGCAGAGCAAGGCCAAGUCCCUGGGAGCACCAGGAUCUGUGUCCAGGCAGGAUCUCUGCCUCAGGAGAGGGGUGGUGUUCUCCCAAAAGUUGGGAUGGCAGCAGCUGCAGCCUGUCCCUGCCCUCACAGAGCUGUGCUGGGGGGAUUUGGGAUAUUUUACUGUUACAAGUCUUUAAAUUGCUAAACUACUGAAUUCUUGUGGGGUUUAAGCUGUAAAAAAACCAGGAAUUUCCUUCUGGCCCCAUUGAGCCAGGUGUGUCCUGUGGGAAAGCCAAGUGGCUCCCUGUGCUUCCCCCUCCCCGUCCUGCUCCUCGUGCUACAGAGGAGUUGUCCGUGUUCCUGGAGGCUCAGCCACCUCCAGGGUAUUCCAAGAUGGAUUUCCCUGAGGAAACAAGUGAGGGGGGAAUGCCACAUGCUGAUCCUAGGGACACUCUAAAGCUGCUCUGGAAAAACAAAGAUGGGUUUUAUCCAGGUAAAGUGGUGAUUCCUGGGCACAUCUGGUUUUGUCUCCCAUCAUCCCCCUCCUGAGCUUAUCCCAGCGAAGCAGCCCUGAAAUUCCUGGUGAUGUCACUUGGAUUUGGCACCUGCCCCCAAGAACUGUUUGUAGAGAGGUUUCAAGGCCUGGAAACACUGAAUUAUAGUUACUAAAAUCCACUGAGUCCUGGGAAGCAGGGAAUAGUGGGUGAGCAGGGCAUUCCGAGCACCCAAGCAGUUGGAAAACCCAGUUUUGGGACACUCAGUGGGACAGCAGGGCACCCCAAGGCCUGGGAAUACCUAUGCACAAGCAGGGAGGCUCCAUGCUCAGCAGGAUUCUCUGUUUUUCCCUAAAACUGGGGAGGAAACACCUGGAUGUAGCUGAGUGCUUUUCCCUCCACCUGCCCUGAGUGAUUUUUCCUGGUUUUAAACUGGGAAGUGACUUCCUUGGCAGGUUUGUUGUUCCCUUGGCAAUCAGUGGCCCAGGCUGGCACGUCCUCCCUCAGGUGAGUGAUGCUGAGCUGGGAUAAAAGCUCCUGGAAGAGGAAACAGGGAAUUUUGGGGGGCCAGAGCCUGCAAUCACCACCCCCCUCAGCCAAGACACUCCAGUACAUUCCACCCCACUCCUGAGGGAAGGAAUCAAUCAGUGGUGGCCCAGGAGGAAGUUGGGAUCUCUCAGGUGUCCCCAGGAUGCUCAGCCAUGGGAUUUGAGGAGAUUCCCAACAAACCAAGUGCCUGGAAACAUCUCUAGUGCCUUUUUCCUUGUGGAACAGCCCCAAGGAACAGUGUUUUCCCACAUAUAUUCCCAAAUGCUGCCUCAGACAUGGUGCCCGGGUGGUUUAACUGGGAUGUGGCAAUUCCUGGAGUGCCAAAGCCAGCCCUACCCACAUGGAGCUGGCAGCAAUCCCUGGCAUCAGGAGAGGACAGGGAUUCAGGAUGAAGAUUUUAGUGCCAAUAGUACCUUAUGUCUUAAAAGUGGCACAGGUUGCCCAGAGAAGUUUUCGAUGUCCCAUCCCUGGAAGUGUUCCAGGACAGGUUGGAUGGGUUUGGAGCUGCCUGGACCAGUGGAAGGUGUCCCUGCCCACGGCAGGGAGUGGGACUGAAUGGGCUUUAAGGUCCCUUCCCACCCGAACCAUUCCAGGAUUCCAUGGUAAAAAUCAUCCAUCAGCUGCUGCCCUGCGAGGCAGCAAUGAGCUCCAAAGGGGCUCAGAAUUGUAAAAUGAAGGAGUCAUGGAAUUGCUUCCAGGCCCCUGGAAACAGCUGUCUGCAUGGAUUUCCCCCCCCAAAAUGCAUCUCUGCCCCUCCCCUGUCCCCAAUCAGUACCAAGAGAGUUCACAAUCAGGCCUUUCCUCUCCAGCCUGGGGAAAUCCCUCCCCAUCCAGCGGCAAAGAGACAUUCCUGGCGGGAAGGAAGACAAGAGGGUGGAGAAUGAGGCUGUUUGGGAGUUGUUUCAAAAGCAAAUUCCCAACUCUUCUGUCCUACUGUUGGAGCUUAAAGCCUGUAAAUAGAGACUAUGGCACCACUGGAAGAAUUAAGGAAAAAAACACCACGUAAAGCACUAAUUUUGUUGGUUUUAAUGUUGCUGCCACAGCUUUAAUCACUGUAUUUUGCCAGCCAGUUUGUAGAGUUGCAUUUGUAGCAGGUUAUUAUUGAUUCCUGGUUUUUAUUUGUGGGGAACAAGCGUGGUUUCCCUCUUUUCUUCCUGAUUUAUAUUUAUAUUUUGCUGAAUUUGAGGGCUGAGUUUCCGGAUUCCCCGGAUUUUUUUGUUUGUUUGUUUGUUUUGUUUUGCUUAUUUAGACUUUGUUUUAUGCUGGAGGUAAAUGUGCCCAUAUGAAUAAAAUAUAUAAAUACU